Messenger RNA from Arabidopsis arenosa, 2164 nucleotides. The record is from the annotation of a GenBank genome assembly. Lineage: Eukaryota; Viridiplantae; Streptophyta; Magnoliopsida; Brassicales; Brassicaceae.
UACCUAAAGGAACGAUCUUUGUGAACUGCAGAGGAAGAAGGAGAAGAUGAAGAUAGUGACUUACAACGUUAAUGGCCUUAGGCAACGGGUUUCACAGUUUGAUUCUCUUCUCAAACUCCUCGAGUCGUUCGACGCCGAUAUCAUCUGCUUCCAGGAGACGAAACUGAGAAGGCAGGAAUUGACAGCGGAUUUGGCGAUAGCUGAUGGGUAUGAAUCGUUUUUCUCGUGUACUCGCACUUGUGAGAAAGGUCGUACUGGUUAUUCUGGUGUAGCUACGUUUUGCAGGGUAAAGUCAGCAUCUUCAAGCUGUGAAACUGCUUUGCCUGUUGCUGCAGAAGAAGGCAUCACUGGUCUUGUAAACAGCAAUUCACGAGGUGGGAAGAAUGAAACUUCUACAGUAGCUGAAGGUCUUGAGGAAUAUGAGAAAGAAGAGCUUCUUAGGAUUGACCAAGAAGGACGGUGUGUUAUAACUGAUCACGGCCACUUUGUUGUAUUCAAUGUUUAUGGGCCGCGAGCUGUAGCUGAUGAUGCUGAUAGAAUUGAGUUUAAGCAUCGGUUCUAUGAUAUUUUAGAGAGAAGAUGGGAGUGUCUUCUACGUCAAGGAAGAAGGGUAUUUGUUGUUGGGGAUCUCAACAUUGCUCCUUUUGCUAUGGAUCGAUGUGAAGCUGGGCCUGAUUUCGAGAAAAACGAGUUCAGGAAGUGGUUUAGAUCUCUGCUAGUUGAACGUGGAGGCUCAUUCUCUGAUGUCUUCAGAUCAAAACAUCCUGAGAGGAAAGAUGCAUUCACAUGUUGGUCCUCAAGUACUGGAGCAGAACAAUUUAACUACGGUUCGAGGAUUGAUCAUAUCUUAGUUGCUGGAUCAUGCUUGCAUCAGGACGAAGAUAAGCAGGGCCAUAGUUUUCUUGCUUGCCAUGUCAAGGAAUGUGACAUAUUAACAGAGUAUAAGCGGUUUAAGAAUGAAAAUAUGCCAACAAGGUGGAAAGGUGGAUUAGGUACAAAAUUGAAGGGAUCAGACCAUGUACCUGUAUUCACUAGUUUUGAUGAUUUACCAGACAUCCCGGAACACAGCACGCCGCCAUUAGCUUCGAGAUAUCUUCCCAUGAUUUACGGUUUCCAGCAAACUCUUGUAUCGGUAUUUAUGAAGAGGCAGGCCAAUGAAGAAGCCAAAGCCAUUGAGGUGUCAUGUUCAUCAUCGAGUCAAAGUAAUGCUUCGUCAAGUUGUGGGGAUAUUUCUACAGGACCACUGAGAAACUGUGUUUCAAUGGGAAUUUCACUUGAGAAAUCUUGUUCUUUUGAGAACGAAUCCACUUGUGCCUUUACAGAAGCAGAAACGGUGGCAUCAACAGGUUCCAUUGAUAACCUUAGUGAUGGAAUUCGUGUAUCAUCAGUUAGAGCUGUGAAUAUCUCUAGAGAUGGAAACAGGAACAAAGCAAGGAAAAUCCAAUCAUCUCAGCUUUCUCUCAAGUCUUUUUUCACUACAAACUCAAAGGUUAAGAAUGGCGGGGAUAGUUCUUCUUCCUAUGUUUCCUCCAGUCCCAGCUCCCAAGCCGAAAGUAUCACAGAACCGAAUGUUUCCAGCAAAGAAGACGGCGAACCGACUACUUCAACACAGGAACAGGAUCAAAGCGGUUCUUCAGCUAAACAAAAGAACGAUGCAGCUUUAAUGGAGUGGCAAAGAAUACAAAACCUAAUGCAAAACAGCAUACCUCUCUGCAAAGGACAUAAAGAAGCUUGUGUUGCUCGGGUCGUAAAGAAACAAGGUCCCACAUUUGGACGCAGAUUCUACGUCUGCUCUCGAGCUGAGGGACCUUCCUCUAAUCCAGAAGCAAACUGUGGUUAUUUCAAAUGGGCUUCAUCAAAAUUCAGAGACAAGUAAAAGAGUGAUGAGAUCAACCAUGAUUGAGUAUUGAGGAACAAGGAUUUUAAUCUAGUGAGCUCAGGUACACCGUAGAAACUCGACAAUGUCGGUAUAUAGUUAAUGUUAUCUUAAUCUCUAAGAGUUUUGACUCUUGACCAAUGUGUAAAGUUGCUGGAUGAAGCUUCUUUCCACGUUCCUGUCUCUGUCAAUUUAUCCCUCUUGUCCUCCUCGUUGUAUAAUGUAUUGUUUCUUCUAAUGUGAUUAAACUUUUAGCUUUAUAGAAGCUAAUAUACUAAAUUUACAAGU